GCGCUUGAAAUACAAGAUACGCACUGACCAAAUUUACUUCUUAAAUACUUCGCUUCUCCGCCUACGUAGCAGGGAAUUGGCUAGACAAUUCGAAAUCAACCUCAGCGUUUCGCUUCCCUUGCAGAAUCUACUAUCGGCUCGAGCUGGUAGAAGAUAUGUCACCUUGGCUUCUCCAGGAUCACGGCGAGGACCUCCAGUCCUUGCAAGAUCGCAAAGACGCAACUUAUAGAGAAAAACUCGAACCACCUCACGUGAUGGGGAUCAGUACGGAGUCCCCUGAGGUUGUUCUUCGGGAAGCAUAUGUUUCCGCAAAAGACGUAGCUGUUGAACGGCCACUACACCUUUCCAGCACCCCGCCCGUCAACUUUGCCGUGGUUCUUCCCGGCUUAUAUCGAAGUGGCUACCCAGAGGCUGAGAAUUAUCCGUUCAUGCGGACUCUUAAGCUCAAGACUAUUGUCACCCUUGUCGGGAAGGAUCUCCCCGAUGGCUAUCAGAAAUUUAUUGAGGCGAACCAUAUCAAACACGAAAUAUUCGACAUGGCCGGUACGAAGAAGGCCGAGAUCCCUGUCAAGACCAUGCAAUCAAUUAUCUCUAUCGUCAGCAAUCGGGAAAACUAUCCCCUACUCAUCCAUUGCAAUCAGGGAAAGCACCGGACAGGAUGUGUUGUCGGUAUACUACGCAAGACUAAAGAAUGGGACACGGCCAGCAUUAUUCGAGAGUACAGCAAAUAUGCGGAGCCGAAGGUUAGAGAGACGGACGUCAAGUACAUUACCGACUUUAAGAGAGCCGAUAUUCCGAGAGUCGCACCAAGGCUGACCGGGGCGCCGUACGAUGUGCGGACGUUUUAUGGCAUGGUGAUGCUGGCAUCCUUCACCUUGUCAGUUUGGAUGUACUCGGGCGCCAGACUCCUAAUACUCGCGACAUAAUUAUCGAUGGCGCCGCCACUAUGAUUUGAACAUAUAGGAGGAAAAUCGGAAUAUAUAAGCUCCAAUACGCUUAAAUUUCGUAUAGAAUUGGAGCAUCGCAUCUGGAGGAGAGGGAGGAGAAGGAAGAGAGGGAGGAAAAGGGAGGAAAAGGGAGGAGAGGGAGGAGAGAGGAGAGGGAGGAGAGGGAGGAGAGGGAGGAAAGGGGUCGAGAUUUGGGAAAACAAUUGCACCAUAUGAGGCGUUGAGGAAAAAAUUGAUGUCAUUUCCGCGGGUUCGAGAUACAGGGGAUUUGCACAGGCGGUCGGUUUAGGAGACGAUCAAGAGCUGAGGUGUCUCCCGGCGUUCGAUUAAGGGUUACUUCCGACGGACAACAACUCCGUCGCAUCUUUGAUUUAUUUUCUUUUGUCCUAGGGGUUUGUGGUUUCGGGAAUUCGUCAGGAUCCAAAUAAUUAAUAGAAUUGGAGGUGCCUGGUUACAGCUAGGAUGGGUUAGACAGAUGAUUAAAGAGUGCGGUGAAGCUUAAUAGAUACACUCGCAUCCGGAAUUAUCCUUCA
Messenger RNA from Daldinia vernicosa, 1480 nucleotides. RefSeq names its product tyrosine phosphatase family-domain-containing protein. Gene Ontology annotation, cellular component: cytoplasm. The transcript has a single exon. NCBI's taxonomy places the organism in Eukaryota, Fungi, Ascomycota, Sordariomycetes, Xylariales, Hypoxylaceae. The coding region runs from base 156 to 926 and encodes 256 amino acids. Gene Ontology annotation, molecular function: inositol diphosphate tetrakisphosphate diphosphatase activity; phosphatase activity. The record is from RefSeq and is a predicted model, not a curated record. Gene Ontology annotation, biological process: protein dephosphorylation.